CUUAAGAAACAAAAAUAUUUUAAUUUCCCUCUCUGCUCGGAGAGAUCUCUCUUUUUGUCUGCGGAGGAUCAUUCAUCUUCACCGGUGUCGGGAAAUGGGAGACGAUUCAUAUUCUAGGAAUUUCGAAAUGGCGAUUUCAUGGGGAGACGAUGUGAUCAAUGUUUUGGAUGAUAGGAAAGGAUUAGGCGUGCUCGUUGAAACCCUCGAGCAGCUCAGAUCUAUCCACUUAUCCUGCGACGAAGAUUCCAGUGAGAUACAAGAGUCUCUCCAAGAUUUGCAGAAAAAACUCGAUUCUUGCAAGGAGAAGACUUACGAGGCAAAUUCAGAUAUUGCGGACGGAGAAGAAAUUGAGCGUCUUCAGAAAGAGCUUGAUGAGGAGCUACAACUGGAGUGCAAGCUCAAUGAUGAACUUAGAUUCAUGGCUGAUGAACUCAAAGACAUGAAUUCUCAAGGGGGCUUCAUUGAAGAGCAGAGAUUAGCUAUAAAGAGGAACAAGCGGGACCAGUUGAAAAAUGAGAUAAAGCUUUCUAUGUAUGCUUCAGUCACCAGAGUUAUACCGAACAUUGAUGAUCCACUAAAGACCUCAGGCUAUUUGGUUGAUCGAGAAAGAAGGGUAAUGGAGAAGUUCGAAUUCGAUACAGACAAUAGGACUGCCUACGAGACAUGUUACGCCAUUUGGGAAAUUAUAAACAGGCAAUAGACUGUCUCUCCUCAUUGCCUCCUCCACUUUGUUAUUUUGACAUUUGUGUAUGAUAACUCUUGAUUUUGCUUGUUUUGUAACGACUUAUGUCAGUCUCUUAACAACCAAACCUCAUUUGCUUAUGAUUCUUUAGAUGUAGAAGGCUUCAUGUUUACUGUACUAUGAUCAAUAUCUGUCUUUAUCUGAUUUUAAGA
Camelina sativa (false flax) is the source of this 894-nucleotide messenger RNA. NCBI's taxonomy places the organism in Eukaryota, Viridiplantae, Streptophyta, Magnoliopsida, Brassicales, Brassicaceae. The record is from RefSeq and is a predicted model, not a curated record.